AGGUCACACUACACUAACCAGUAGGAAUAGGAAGGAGUAGAUACCAAGAAAACCCAAAUACUUUAAGAUCAAACCCACUCACUCUCACACAUAACGCAUUACGCAUUAGGGUUUCGUUUCGUUUUUCAUCGCAAAAUCGAUUCACCAUGAAGAAAACUUUUUCUACCAACCACACCCCCCAUUUCCACCGUCAAACCCCUCACUCCGCCUGCCCCGUUUACCGUCACCGGAGACCUGGAUUUUACUCCAACCACCGUUUCGACCGCCCUCCGGAGCGAAAUCCACCUCACCGUCCUCCCAAUUUCAUCCUCAAGCUCCACCUCGGCCGUCGUGCACUCAACCGCGACGAUGUCGACUCUUUGAUCGGUAAAUGUAAACCCAACCCUGAUAAUUAUUGUUUCUACCCCUGCGACGGUGUUGCUGCGUCGCUCAAUUUUCUGCAAUGGACGGAUGCUCGUGAUGCUGUUGUUUGGUUCUGGGAAUCGAGGAUUUCUGGAGGUCAUGAUUUUACGCCGGAGUUGAUUUCGAAUGUUAUGGUUCCUUCUGAUACUGUUGAACUGGAAGGGAGUCUCAGAAGGGUUUUUGCAAGCCAUGUGAAGGAGUUGAUGGAAGGGAAGGAAGUGAAGAAGUGGGUGGAGGAGUGGGAUCGUGUAUCAAAGGAGAUUUCGCGUGUUGUGAGUUUGUUGGGUAAGCCUUUUCCGAUUAGAGUGCAGGAGCAGAAUAUUCAGAUGAAGAAAGGGCUUGAUGAGGAAAAGAGUUUGAUUGAGAGGAGAUUGAAGGAGUUCGAGUUUGCUAUGGAGUGUAUUCUGCAGCAUUUGGAAGAGGAUAGUAAGGUGGACAGUGGUGAUGAUUUUGUUCCCGUGUUUAGGUUUGGUGGAGGUUUUGAUUGGGGGAAGAUUCAUAGCCUCAUCGUUAGAGAACGGCGUAGACUCGAAGAAGGAUUACCCAUUUAUGCUUACCGGAGGGAGAUUCUUCAACAAAUUCAUCAUCAACAGAUAACAGUGUUGAUUGGAGAGACUGGUUCUGGGAAGAGUACUCAGAUAGUACAGUUUCUCGCGGAUUCUGGCAUUGGGGCUGAUGAGACAAUUGUGUGCACUCAGCCUCGCAAAAUUGCUGCCAAGUCAUUGGCUGAAAGGGUUCAGGAAGAAAGUAAAGGGUGUUAUGAAGAAAAUUCGAUCCAGUGUUAUUCGACAUUUUCAUCCUGCCAGAAAUUUGAUGAUUCCAGGAUAGCAUUCAUGACCGAUCACUGUUUAUUGCAGCAGUACAUGAGUGAUAGGAAUUUGUCAGGGGUCUCGUGUAUCAUAGUUGAUGAGGCACAUGAAAGGAGCUUAAAUACUGAUCUACUGUUGGCGUUGAUUAAGAAUUUACUUUGUAAGAGGGUUGAAAUGCGACUUAUCAUCAUGUCUGCUACUGCCGAUGCUAAGCAGCUAUCUGAUUAUUUCUAUGGCUGUGGAAUAUUCCAUGUGCUUGGGAGAAACUUCCCUGUGGAGGUGAGGUACGUUCCUUCUGAAUAUGGAGAACAUUCUGGUUCUGCUGUUUUGGCCCCAUAUGUUUUUGAUGUUGUCAAACUGGCAACCGAGAUUCACAAAACAGAGAAAGAAGGAGCUAUUCUUGCCUUUCUGACCUCACAGGUAGAAGUAGAAUGGGCCUGCGAAAACUUUAAAGCCCUAUCUGCCGUCGCUCUGCCCUUGCAUGGGAAACUUUCGUCCGAAGAGCAAUUUCAUGUUUUCCAGAAAUACCCUGGAAAAAGAAAAGUGAUAUUUUCGACGAAUCUUGCAGAGACAUCAAUUACAAUUCCUGGUGUUAAGUAUGUGAUUGAUUCUGGGUUGGUUAAAGAUUGCCGAUUUGAUCCUUGCACUGGGAUGAAUGUACUUAAGGUUUGCUGGAUCAGCCAGAGCUCUGCUAAUCAAAGGGCUGGUCGUGCUGGGAGGACCGAGCCUGGCAGAUGCUAUAGGAUGUACUCAGAAGCUGAUUAUAGGUCUAUGGAACUAAAUCAAGAACCUGAGAUUCGAAGAGUUCAUCUUGGUGUAGCAGUUUUGAAGAUCCUUGCUCUAGGGGUGAAGAAUGUGCAGGAUUUUGAUUUUGUGGAUGCUCCAAGCCCCAGCUCUAUUGAGAUGGCAAUCAGGAAUCUAAUUCAAUUAGGAUUCAUUAAACUGAACAACAAUGUUCAUGAGCUAACUUAUGAAGGUAGGUACUUGGCAAGAAUGGGGAUUGAACCUAGGCAUGGUAAACUUAUUCUUGGCUGUUUCCGACUAGGUUUGGGUAGAGAAGGCAUUGUCCUUGCUGCCACGAUGCCCAAUGCUAGUAACAUAUUUUGCAGAUUUGGUAAUGAAGGUGACAAACAAAGAUCUGAUUGUCUCAAAGUGCAAUUUUGCCAUCCUGAUGGUGACCUUUUUACUCUUCUCUCGGUAUACAAGGAAUGGGAAGCUCAGCCUCGAGAUAGGAGGAAUAAAUGGUGUUGGGAAAACAGCAUCAAUGCCAAAUGUAUGAGGAGAUGCCAAGACACAGUUUUGGAGUUAGAAUCUUUCCUAGAGCGUGAACAUGGCUUUGUUGUUCCAAGUUACUGGCGUUGGAACCCUCAUACGCCUUCUGUUCAUGAUAAGAAUUUGAAAAAGGUUAUACUGUCCUCACUUGCUGAAAAUGUAGCCAUGUUCUCUGGACGCAAUCAACUUUAUGAAGUAGCCCAAACUGGACAACAUGUUCAACUUCAUCCAUCUUCAUCCUUGCUUGUAUUUGCUCAGCGGCCUAGUUGGGUAGUUUUUGGUGAGCUUCUCUCAGUGUCUAAUGAAUAUUUGGUCUGUGUGAGUGCUGUUGACUUUCAAUUAUUAUACAGCCUUCAACCUCCUCCCUUGUUUGAUGUAUCCAAGAUGGAAGAGAGGAAGUUACAAACGAAGACAUUGACUGGUUUUGGAACUAUUCUUCUCAAGAGAUUUUGUGGGAAAGGCAACGGUAAUAUGUUUGGUCUUGCUUCACGUAUUAGGAAAGCUUGUAUGGAUGAAAGAAUCUUUGUUGAAGUAAAUAUUGACGAGAAUCUCAUCCAGUUAUAUGCCACUUCACAUGAUAUGAAUACAGCUAGUAUGAUGGUGAAUGAUGUUUUAGAAUAUGAGAAAAAGAGGUUACGCACUGAAUGUAUGGAAAAAUGUUUGUAUCAUGGGUCAGGUUCCUCAUCACCUAUAGCAUUGUUUGGGUCUGGUGCUGAGAUAAAGCAUUUGGAACUUGAGAAGCAUUCAUUGAGUGUUGAUGUGUGUCACCCAAACAUAAAUGAAAUUAAUGAUAAGGAGCUCCUGAUGUUUUUGGAGAAGAAUACCUCAGGUUGUAUAUGUGCAGUGUACAAGUUCCCUGGCAUGGUGAAGGAUGUUGAGGAUAGAGAAAAGUGGGGCAAGAUAACAUUUUCGUCCCCUGAUGCUGCCAAAAGAGCUGCAGAGCUGGAUGGAGAGGAGUUUUGCGGCUCCUCCUUGAAAAUACUUCCUUCACAUUCAGUUAUUGGAGGGGAUAAAACAUUUUCAUUUCCUGAAGUGAAAGCAAAAAUUUAUUGGCCUCGUAGAUUUAGCAAAGGAUUUGGUAUAGUUAAAUGUGAUAAAAAUGAUGUUGAUUUCAUCUUGAGAGAUUUUUAUAACCUUGCAAUCGGAGGGAGGUAUGUCCGCAGUGCACUCAGUAAUAAGUCCAUGGACAGUAUUGUGAUAAGUGGGCUUGACAAAGAACUUCUAGAAACUGAAAUUUUGGAUGUACUAAGAACUGCUACAAGUAGAAGGAUUCUAGACUUUUUCUUGGUGAGGGGAGAUGCUGUUGGAAAUCCGUCAUGCAGUGCUUGCGAAGAGUCGCUCUUUAAAGAAAUUUCCCCCUUAAUUCCCAAAAUAAACCCUCACAUUAGUUCUUGCCGUGUUCAGGUAUUUCCACCUGAGCCGAAAGAUUCUUUCAUGAGAGCUUUAAUUAAUUUUGAUGGAAGAUUACAUUUAGAGGCAGCAAAAGCUCUGGAGAAAAUUGAAGGAAAGGUGUUACCUGGAUGUCUUUCUUGGCAGAAGAUAAAGUGCGAGCAGUUGUUUCAUAGUUCCUUGAUAUUUCCUGCUCCAGUAUAUCAUGUUAUUGCAGAACAACUGGAAAAAAUACUCACAAGCUUCAACAAUUUAAAAGGUCUUGAGUGGAACCUAAACAGAACUGCCAACGGUUCCCACCGAUUGAAGAUAACAGCCAAUGCCACAAAGACUGUGGCAGAAGUUAGGAGGCCUCUGGAAGAACUGUCGAGAGGGAAAGUCAUUGACCAUGACAGCAUCACUCCUGCAGCUCUACAGCUCAUGUUGUCCAGAGAUGGCUUUAAUCUUAAAAGCUCUAUACAGCAAGAGACAAGAACUUACAUUAUUUUUGACAGGCAAAAUCUGAACUUACGGAUUUUUGGUUCACCCAACAGGAUUGCUUUGGCUCAGCAGAAGUUAAUUCAAUCUCUACUCUCCCUCCAUGAAAAAAAGCAGUUAGUAAUCUCUCUGAGAGGGAAGGACCUACCUUCUGACUUAAUGAAGCAAGUGGUUAAGAAUUUUGGGCCAGAUCUUCACGGGCUAAAAGAGAAGGUACCUGGGGCUGAUCUCGAACUUAACACCCGCCAACAAAUAAUCUUUCUUCAUGGCAACAAGGAGUUGAAACCAAGAGUGGAGGAAAUAACUCUGGAAAUUGCGCGUUCAAGCCAUCAUUUAGUUGAGAGACUUGACACUGGACCUAGUUGCCCAAUUUGCCUGUGUGAGGUUGAGGAUGGAUAUAAACUUGAAGGCUGUGGUCAUUUGUUCUGCCGGCUGUGUCUGGUGGAGCAAUGUGAAUCUGCUAUUAAGAACCAAGGCAGUUUCCCAAUAUGCUGUGCUCACCAAGGCUGUGGAGAUCCUAUUUUGCUUACAGAUUUUAGAACUCUCCUGUCAAAUGAUAAGUUGGACGAACUUUUCAGGGCUUCUUUGGGAGCUUUUGUAGCUUCGAGUUCGGGAACUUAUAGGUUUUGCCCGUCUCCUGACUGCCCUUCAGUUUAUCGAGUUGCAGAUUCCGACACAGCUAGUGAGCCAUUUGUUUGUGGGGCAUGUUAUUCAGAGACAUGUACCAAGUGCCACUUAGAGUAUCAUCCAUACCUUUCAUGCGAGAGAUACCGAGAACUCAAGGAUGACCCAGACUCAUCUCUGAAGGAGUGGUGUAAAGGGAAAGAACAAGUCAAGAGCUGUUUUGCUUGUGGGCAAAUAAUUGAGAAGAUAGAUGGGUGCAAUCACGUUGAGUGCAAGUGCGGAAAACAUGUCUGCUGGGUUUGCUUGGAGAUCUUUACAAGUAGUGAUGAAUGUUAUGAUCAUUUGAGAACUAUACACAUGACCAUAUAAAUCGCUAUUCGUGUGGUCAUUUAAAGUUUAGUAUAGCGGUAAAUAAUAUUAUGUACAUAGAUGGAUGAAAAUGUAAAUUUAAUAUAUAUAUAUAUAUAUAUAUAUAUAUAUAUAUAUAUAUAUAUAUAUAUAUAUAUAUAUAUGUGUGUGUGUGUGUGUGUGCGCGAACUAAUGUAUAUAUAGCAGCAGUUGGUACUACUUUGUACCCAUUCUGUAAACGAGACUUAAUUAAUAUAAGUUGCAUUGAUCGA
Medicago truncatula (barrel medic) is the source of this 5593-nucleotide messenger RNA. Its product is annotated as ATP-dependent RNA helicase DEAH11, chloroplastic. The transcript is spliced from 3 exons. The record is from RefSeq and is a predicted model, not a curated record. Gene Ontology annotation, molecular function: helicase activity; zinc ion binding; ATP binding. The coding region runs from base 147 to 5342 and encodes 1731 amino acids. Gene Ontology annotation, cellular component: intracellular anatomical structure. NCBI's taxonomy places the organism in Eukaryota, Viridiplantae, Streptophyta, Magnoliopsida, Fabales, Fabaceae.